AUGGCUUUUAUUUCGUGUUUAAGGAAUAAUGCAGUUGUGAAAUCACCGUUUUAUCAACGUGUUAGACCAAACUUGUUUCUCUCAAGGUGUUUCUUUACCUCGCCCAAGUCAUCAGCACUAUCCACACCGAUCGAAAAAUCAACAUACCAUACUUCAUCGAUUGUGGGUCGAUGGUUGUUGGGUCUUUCUGGAAUGACUUUCGGUGCUAUACUGCUUGGUGGAGUAACAAGAUUGACUGAAUCUGGCCUUUCGAUGGUUGAUUGGCAUCCAUUCAAGGAAGUGCCCCUUUUAGUGAAGAACAUUGGCAAUUAG
Messenger RNA from Heterobilharzia americana, 312 nucleotides. The record is from the annotation of a GenBank genome assembly. Lineage: Eukaryota; Metazoa; Platyhelminthes; Trematoda; Strigeidida; Schistosomatidae.